UCUAUUCUUUCCCCCAUAAAUUCAACACUAAACCUAGAAACAAAGAAAACCCUUAUUUGCUCCAAAGUUGUUCAUUCGCCCUCCAUGUCUUAAUCACUCCCCGAUUCACAGUCAAUUCCCUAUUUAUUAUAUUCAUCAUCCAAACUGAUCCCUUCACAAAAUUAUAUAUACACACACACACACGUACACACGUGUUUGCUGAUUCGUGUGUAUCUAUUUCAAGAUCUAUACUAAUUUUUGUGUGUCUAUUUCAAGAUUUAUACACACAUAUAUCAUAUAUACAUAAAGCUUAAUUCGAAAGUUAACUGCUUGGAAAAAUAUUGGAUCGAUCGGAGGAAUGGAAAGAGGCCGCUUCCAUCGGAAAGCAACGGAGGCCGAUGACGCCGACGAAGAGCCGUCGUCUUAUGCCACGUGGAGCGAAUCCGACGUCUCGGCGAUGGUUUCGGCCCUCAGUCACUUCAUCGGAACUCCUGCCACCUCAUCCGGCGGCGGCGGCGGCGGAGAGGAAAAGUCAAGCCCUUUAGCCAUCUCUGACCCUCCGGUCAAAGAGGAGCUUCAUCAAUCGGAUCGAGUUCAACAAGGCCAAGAUCAACCGAGGAGACAGCACUAUAGAGGCGUGAGGCAGCGACCGUGGGGCAAAUGGGCGGCCGAGAUCCGCGACCCGAAGAAGGCCGCUCGGGUUUGGCUCGGAACGUUCGAGACCGCGGAAGAAGCCGCCUUUGCCUACGACCGGGCCGCCCUCAAAUUCAAAGGCGCCAAGGCCAAGCUCAACUUCCCCGAACGAAUCCAAAUCCCCACCUCCACGACAAGCCACGUGGCACCACACCCCUCCUCAUCUGCCGCGCCGGGAGCGGCGGCGAGUGAUGUGCACGCGCCGCUGGAUGGCUCAUCUUCUUCACACGAUUCUUACAACCAAGACAUACUUCAGUAUGCUCAGCUUCUUACGAGUAACGCUGACGUGGACUUGUCGUAUUAUACUUCGAGCCUUUUCGGACAGCAACCCUUCUCGACGAUGACGUCAUGGUCAUCUCCGUCGUCUUCGUCGUUCACGUCGACGUCUCAACAAGCUCAGCAGGAGGAGGACAAGAACUAUGGUUACGAUUAUUAUAACAACCCGAGAUAUUAGUAUUUAAUCAUAUGAUUAUAUAUCGAUUGGGAAAUAUAAUCAAUAUACGACUUUUAGUGGAAGAUAAGCAAUUUAUAUA
Messenger RNA from Tarenaya hassleriana, 1205 nucleotides. RefSeq names its product ethylene-responsive transcription factor ERF113-like. Gene Ontology annotation, molecular function: DNA-binding transcription factor activity; DNA binding. NCBI's taxonomy places the organism in Eukaryota, Viridiplantae, Streptophyta, Magnoliopsida, Brassicales, Cleomaceae. Gene Ontology annotation, biological process: ethylene-activated signaling pathway; regulation of DNA-templated transcription. The transcript has 2 exons. Bases 338 to 1126 code for a protein of 262 amino acids. The record is from RefSeq and is a predicted model, not a curated record.